CAAAUUGCAAGAAUAACCAAGUGAAAGCCCAAAAAUGGUGGCAAACAAAAAAGUGUAGGAAGCCAAACCAUCCACAAACAAGCAACCGUAAACAAUGAGAUUUCCCAUCGCAAACUUUCCCCAAAAUUCAUUCUUUUUAUAUUCUUUUUUCAGAUAACAAAUGCAAAAUUCAAAUAUAGAAAUAUUCUAAUUUCAGUGUAAAAGGAAUUCUUAUUUUGUCUUCAAUUUAAUUUGGUUUGUACUUCACUAUUUAACAUAAUAAUCGAAGAAGUAGUAGUAGUAUUUUCUGGGCAAAGAAACUAAGGAAAAGAUGGAGUAUGGAUGAUGAAGAAGAUUACCCACAAAUUCCAAACAAUACCUUGCUUCAUUGAUUUUGGUCCCAUAAAUUUUUAACUUAAAAAACUAAGGAAAUUCAUGAAGAAACCAUCGCUUGGUGAAUUUGUAUAUUAAAAUUGAAGAUUUUGAUGGAGAAGAUGUGCUAGAAUUGGUGGUUGGAGAAAGAUAUUUUCAGUUCUAAAAUUACUUUCCUAGAGAAAAAAUAGAGAGUGUGUUGAUCAAUUGGUGUUGCAAUUGAGUUGGGGUUGAGCUCAAAUUGUGAAGGUGUUUAUGAGAGUGAAAUGUAUUUGCAAUAAGGAGUUUAUACAACAAGUGUAGGGCAUGGAGACAGAGCUAUCAUCUGACAGGAUGGACGUGAAUGGUGGGUCUUUCCCCAGAAAACUAGCACAAUGUAGGAUUUGUCAUGACGAAGAUGAACCGUCGAAGAUGGAAGCACCGUGUGCUUGUUGCGGUAGUUUGAAGUAUGCUCACCGAAGAUGUGUACAGAUGUGGUGCAACCAAAAGGGCAACACUGUUUGUGAGAUCUGCCAGCAGCAAUUUAUGCCCGGAUAUACUGUGCCGCCCCCUAGAUUGCCUUUUGCUGUCAUUCCAGUGCCUUUGAGGGAACCUUGGGAGUAUGCAAGAAGUAAUCAAUAUAAUCAUCCAUCAAUAGUUGCGGCUCAAACUUUUUUUGAUCAUAGACUUGACGACUAUACAGCUCCCACUGCAAGCAUAAUUUGUUGCCGGAUAAUUACCAUAAUAUUUAUUGUUCUGGUCGUUGUACGCCAUACUCUUCCUGUUGUACUUAAUGGGGCUGGAGACUACUCUUUUACCUUAUACAUGUUAUUGAUGCUGAGGACCAUUGGGGUUCUGCUGCCAAUGUUUGUCAUGCUUAAAGCAUGCAGUAUUAUUCGCCAUCAUCGGAGGCACCGACAGAUACCUGCUGUAUUAUAUCAUGGGACCUCAGAUGAAGAAAAUGAGCUAGUGCAGCCGGAGAUUGCAGCUCAUAUUAUUCGUAUUCAGUAACUUCCACCAUCAUACAAGAUUACAACCUUCACGGUGGCCACUUAUGACCGUUCCGAACUCAGACACACUCAAUCGAUGCCAAACGAAACGAAUGAAUAAUCUUUUGUCAAAUAAGCGAACUGUAUAUAUCAUUGAAGUAGGGAUUGGAUUGACAAAAGAGUGCUCUGUUGUGGAAGUCAUAGAUGAAAGGAUAAUCUCAUGUCAGCAACAUAUGAAUGAUUUCAUCUGAGGGAAAUAGUGUCUCAGGUUCUGCAGAUGUACAUUGUAGUCUCUGUAAAUAAAAUCUCAGUUAUUAGGAGAGUAUUGAUAUAACAAGCUCUUGAAUGUCAGAUCUUUAUAGACUAA
Beta vulgaris subsp. vulgaris (sugar beet) is the source of this 1686-nucleotide messenger RNA. RefSeq lists its product as uncharacterized. Gene Ontology annotation, biological process: protein ubiquitination. The record is from RefSeq and is a predicted model, not a curated record. The coding region runs from base 658 to 1341 and encodes 227 amino acids. Gene Ontology annotation, cellular component: membrane. Lineage: Eukaryota; Viridiplantae; Streptophyta; Magnoliopsida; Caryophyllales; Amaranthaceae. Gene Ontology annotation, molecular function: zinc ion binding; ubiquitin-protein transferase activity. The transcript is spliced from 8 exons.